Messenger RNA from Antechinus flavipes (yellow-footed antechinus), 3749 nucleotides. Its product is annotated as rho GTPase-activating protein 7-like. Bases 63 to 3233 code for a protein of 1056 amino acids. Gene Ontology annotation, molecular function: lipid binding; GTPase activator activity; protein binding. Gene Ontology annotation, biological process: signal transduction; regulation of Rho protein signal transduction; actin cytoskeleton organization. The transcript is spliced from 14 exons. NCBI's taxonomy places the organism in Eukaryota, Metazoa, Chordata, Mammalia, Dasyuromorphia, Dasyuridae. The record is from RefSeq and is a predicted model, not a curated record.
GACAGCUUUCUUCUUUUUAAGGUGACAGCUAAGCUGAUAAAGGAAUCCACAAUGGUGUGCUAAUGGGUGUUGAUGUGUUAAUGGAGAGAUCUAAUCCCCCAACCCAGACCCCAGAAAUUGAAGCCAAGGAGGCCUGUGAGUGGCUGAGGGCAGCCGGUUUUCCCCAGUAUGCUCAGUUAUUUGAUGAUAUGCAGUUUCCCAUUGACAUCCAAACUGUGAGACGUGACCACGAGUUCCUAGACCAGGAUGCCUUUGAGGCUCUUUACAGGCGACUAAACACCCUGAACAAAUGUGCAGAGAUGAAGGUGGAGUUCAGCUGCCAAAGGAGGAGGAGUGAUGAGUCAGAAGAUGAUGAACCAUGUGCUAUCAGCAGCAGGUGGGCCUACGAGCGCUGCAGCCGGCGCUGGUCCCGCCUGGACAGCCUGGAGGUCUUCUCUGGGGGGACUGGUUCCUUGGGCAGUCCUGUCCUGGAGAGAGUGCCGAGGAUCCCGAGCAGGGAUGCUGAGGAGCCAGCCUCCCCGGAGCCAGAGGAGAAGCCAGACGCCUUUUCCGUGAGUAGCUCUAGCAGUGGCGACAGUGAUGCUCCCUUUCCCAAGACCCUGGAGGAUGCUGAGACUCCUCCUGACUCGUCCUGCUUCUCCUAUGCCAACAAGCUCUCUUCACCUGCUUCUAGUCCCAGCCCUUCCCCAUCCCCCAUAGAGACUCUGAAUAUUGCUGGUGAAGAUCCACCUCCUGCAGAGAAGACCCUCCAACCCAACCGAGGCAAGAGCUUCUUGAGAAAGAUGGAGAAGUUGCGGCUCCGCACAGGGUCCAAACGCGGCGGGACUCCACGGGCCCGGCCUCCCAUCAGUGGGCCUGUCCUCCUUGAGGGUUUCGACGAUGACAAGCUCCGCAGUCUCAACUGUGUGAGCAUCGGUCGAGAGAUGGGAGCUUGCCCAUCCUCGCCACCAAUCUGUGGCAGCAGCAGCGGGAGCCAGUCUGAGACCAGCAGCACUGUGAGCACUCCGAGUCCUGUGACUCGAGUCCGCAGCCAUAGGCAGAGGGAUGGAGAGCUCAGCUUAAGUCCCCCCUCACCAUGGGCUGAUGUGACUGAGCAGAACCUUCAGAAUCAGCUGUUCCAAGUGCCAGUGGGUCAUAAACCAGGCACCUUCCCCAAGGAUCUGACCCUUAACUCCCCGCCCCCCCUAGAUCACCCAUCGGUCAAUUGGCGGACAGGCAGUUUCCAUGGCUGCCACCGGAAUCGGUUUGGAACCAGCUCCAAGGAGAUGGAACCCCCCUAUUGUCUAUCUAGACUGCCAGAUAAUCGGCUCAGUGUCUAUGACAAUGUGCCAGUACUGGUCCUUGGCAGGACAGAGGGUGUCGGGUCCCUUGACAAUGAUCUCAUCUUAGAUUUUGACCAUCUGAUGGAAGAUAUGAAUGAACUACAGAGGCUAGAGAAUCAGUGGGCAAAGAAGGAUUCAUACUUUGGGGACUUUGACUUUACCAGCUCCCCAAACUUAACUGCCUCCCCUGCCCAAAUCCUCCUGGAGAUUACGGAGCCUUCUGGGGAGACAAUCUCUGGGUCCAGGUCUGGUGGAGGGACGGAGCAUCACCAUAAAAGAGACGGUCCUUGGGACUCUUCCAAAUCAUCAUGCUCACUGAAGUCCGAUACUGCCUCCUCAAGCCCCUGCAGGCCUAGAAAAUGGAACUGGUCAACAGAAGAAACAACCGGCCUGACCAAGUCCUUCCUGCAGGUUGAAGAACAGUCAGCUCUACAACUCAAUUAUUUAAAGAGUGUGGCUAUGUUAAAUCUUUCUGCCAUCAUGGAAAAAAAUCCUCUAUCCAGCAAACAGGGCUGGAACUGGCCGGUUCCCAAGUUCAUCAGGAAGAACAAAUAUUCUGAUUUUAAAGGCAAGAAUGUGUUUGGAGUUCCAUUACUACUAGUUGUCCAGAGGACAGGCCAUCCACUCCCACCAGGCAUUUUCCAAGCUAUGGAGUAUCUGAGGGCACAGUUCUUGGACCAGGUUGGUUUGUUCAGGAAAUCAGGGGUGAAGUCUCGAAUCAUGUCCCUUCGGGAGAUGAAUGAAGCCCACCCAGACCAUGUGGACUAUGAAGGUCAGUCUGCCUUUGAUGUAGCUGACAUGGUGAAGCAGUAUUUCCGUGACCUCCCUGAGCCAAUCUUCACUAGCAAGAUCUGUGAAUCUAUCCUUCAUAUAUACCAAUAUCUGCCUAAGGAAGAACAGUUUAAUGCUGUACAAGCUGCCAUUCUCCUACUUCCAGAUGAAAAUCGAGAAGCCUUGAUUAUCCUUCUCUUCUUCCUCCGAGAUGUUGUAAGAUUUGUGGAGGAGAACCAGAUGACUCCCACCAACGUUGCCGUCUGCCUCGCCCCAUCUCUUUUCCAUCUCACUUCUGUCACUUCCUUUCGGUCAGAUAAUCCCACAUCUUCCAGGUCCAGUCAGAGGAAAUACCAUGUGGGCAAACCUGAUCAGAGAGACCUGAGCGAGAACCUGGCUGCCACCCAGGGCCUGGCACACAUGAUAGCAGAAUGCCACCAGCUCUUUCAGCUGCCUACAAGUUAUUUGGAAUCCAAUAGAUGCCAGAAACCCCCAUUCUCUGAAAAAAGCCUAGUCAGUCACUCAAUAACAUUGAGAUCUUUGGAGAAGUCCAUUCAGGACCUGCUUCGAGAUUCCAAGGACAAGUUCCGAACCUGGGCAAGCCGCUUUUGCUUGGAUAAUGUGGAAGUGGCCAAUAAAAAGGUGGAAGAGAACUCUCACUUACUUCUGUGGAAAGCCUCCAUUGACAUUCAUGCUGCCCCUCAGGCUAUCCUCCUUCGGGUGCUUAAAGCGCAGCCAUCCUGGGACCACACUCUGCAGCAGGCUGUUGUCCUAGAAGUACUGAAUGAAGAGGCUGAUAUUUACCACUACACAGUGAAAAGCAUGACGCCGCUCCCUCCCCAGGACUACGUGGUGCUGCGGACCUGGAAGUCAUAUCCCCAGAUUAAUAGCUAUGUUAUAGCUGCAACCUCUGUAUGGUGUGAAGCUGCUGAACUCCAUGGAGUCUUGGGAGAGGUCAUCUUGUGUCAGUAUCUGAUUGAAAUGGUGGGACCUGAAAAAUCUCGAGUGACUCAUAUCUGCAGGAAAGAUACCAGAGGACGGACUUCUAAAUGGUACAGGAAUGUUUUCGGGCAUAUGUGUGCAGCUGAAUUGCUCAGGUUAAAAGACUCUUUUCAGUCUUCGAACUCAGAAGUCAAAUAAGCCCAAAAUCUGAAGCCAGAGCUGUUUUCGAGGCGCAGUUAAUUGCUAUGCCCUUCAGCCAUGUUUGGAAAUAUGUGGAUAAUGGAAUGCUGUUUUUUUUUUUUUAAACAACUGAUAAUCAAAGAAUAUCUAAAGGAAUAUAAUUGUAUAAGAAAAAGCUGUUCUUGGAGAGACUCUAUAUAGAGGGAUAUUAAAGGUCAAACUAUUUAUAUAAAAAACUAAUCUUAACAUCCCAGAAAUAGUCAAAGUGAUGGUUUAAAUCUAUGCUGUGCAGUAAGUUAUUAAAAACUUGGUGAUUACCUAGAUUUGCUGAUUUUUUUUUAAUGAUGAAGUUGUAUGUCACUUUAAAAAAAAUUUGUACAAAUUGCUGUAAAAUGAUCUUUAUUUUUUGUUUGCUUGUUAUUUUUAGCAUGGAAAGAGUAGCCUGAAAGCCUUAAAGGACAUAAGAUGAAUUGCCACUUAUUUCCAUUUGUGAUAUAAAACACUGUUAAUAAUAAAGUCAUUAAUAAAUUGUAA